This is a messenger RNA of Dreissena polymorpha, 4416 nucleotides long. RefSeq lists its product as uncharacterized. NCBI's taxonomy places the organism in Eukaryota, Metazoa, Mollusca, Bivalvia, Myida, Dreissenidae. The record is from RefSeq and is a predicted model, not a curated record. The transcript has 5 exons. The coding region runs from base 698 to 2263 and encodes 521 amino acids.
CUUUAAACUACCCUCCACAAUUCAACACUGUCAAAAAUGCGAUUGGGCGCUUGUUUAAGUAAAUGUUUAAAUAUUGUACAUGGAAAUUAACUGAAUAAUGCGCGAAUUCGUAUUUUGAUGUUCCUUUAAUGGUUUUACAUUCUAUUUUUAAGGAAUAUUUGACGACAUAAUAGAGCUUUGCUUCUCAAUGAAAAAUGACCAUCUAAAGAGGUCUAGAAAUUAAUUGAAUUUGUGAUAAAAGUUAACAGUGGAUGUGAAAUUACUUUCAGAUCAAUGGAUUAUUAUUCAUUUGAGUGUAUUCGGAUGUAUUUACAAAGCAACUUUGGAGCAAAUUGAAAGCCUUUUUCGAAUAUCGACUUUCUUUAAAAAGAAUACCGACUGUACAUUGGAAGAGUAAUGGAGCUUAUGCAAAUAUUCAUUUUGUGAUACUUGUUACGAAAUUUAAUGGGAUUUUAAUUACUUUUUGACUAUGGAAAAGCAUACCAAGUAAAUAAGACCACACAACUUAAGGACACAUAGUUAAUAAGUGAAGAUUUACAGUAACAUAUAACUUAUGUCCAAGUUAAGUGUUUUUAUAAUUAAUGUUAACUUAAUUGUAUUCAUUUUACGAACACACCAGUCAUAGUAUAUGCAAUUUUUAUUUCAAUUUGAUGUCGAGAGAUAAAAAAGUAUUACUGUUUGAAAAGAAGACAUAGGAAUGGCAGAAGUGGAAAGAAGAGACGGUCAAAACAAGCUGAGCAAAACCAUUCGAAACCGAAAUUUGAAAUUCAGCGUAGAGAUCCAUAACGACGGAGAUGAACAUGAACAGUACGAUGAAGACUUUGAAACAGAAGAAGAGAACAAUCUUGAAACAGCAGUGUCUAGAGCUGAUGACGAAAGAAGCGGUAAAGAGGAUGCAGAAAAUCCGCCAGAAGAAGAGAGGAUUGAAGUGACAAAUACUGAAGUUCAUAAAAAUAAUCACGAGAUUAGUGAAACAAGGCAUGAAACCGAAUCAUAUGAAGUUGAUACAGAACAGGAAAUUAUUGAUAAGGGACAUGAGGUUUCAAACGAGAAACGUGAUAUAAACGAUAAUCUUCAUGAAACGCAUAUGGCAGAAAGUGAUGUGAACAAUCAUCAAGAUAUUUCACCGUUCUCUUCACAAAAUAUAGAACACAUUUCGUCCACGACGAAGAAAACGAACAGGGAGCAAAACAAACAAAAGACAGAACAAAAUCAUAAGGAUAGAUUAAACAACGAAACAAAAGAUGCAGAUUAUAAGCCGACAAAACCCAAACCAAAGAAAAUACCAGAAAAGGAGCAUAAAACGCCAAGAGAAACUCGAGAUAAGUUACCGGCCAUUAACUCAAAACCCGAACAUGUAAAAGGCCCGAAACGAAAAUUCGACGCGUCGCCAAGGGACCAAUCCGGGGACCGGUACGAAACUACUAGAGACGUCAAGUUACCACACUUGGACCAAUCACCUAGAAGGUCGCCCAAUAACCCACCUAAACUCCACCCUAGCAACAUCGUUUCAGUGAAAGUACGCACGAACGAAUCCGGGGAAAUCCCCAUUCAGGCACGAAUUCGAGGGCCGGGACCAGCACACUACCAGUUGCCGACGACCGUCGGGAGGAACCAGGCGGACCUUACGAAGAAGUUCGCGCCGGCGUUCUCGUUUGGAUCCCGCUCUUGGUCAUUCAAGUCGGACAGCCCUGGUCCUGCCUACAAUCCAAUGUUCAGUUCAUCCCAGAAGGGUACACCGUCGUUCUCCUUUGGAUACAGACCCAAGACCCCGGUUAAGAAAGACAUCGUACCGGGACCGGGAGCGUAUGACACCGCCAAUAUGGCGCCCACAUGGGAGCGCAAGGCGCCCGCCUUCUCCAUGGCGUAUCGGAACAAGCUGCGCUCCGUGGACCAGGCGCCGCCGCCCAACACGUACCUGCUGCCGUCUACCCUCGGGAACCGCGUCCCCCACCAGCCGGGAGGUAUCGCAGUCUCCAUGUAUGAGCGGCGGGAGAAGCUCGGGUACGCAGAGGAUCUUGCGAAGACCCCUGGGCCUGCGGGAUACACGCUUCAUUCUGACAAUUCAACAAAAAAGAGAAGCCCGCAGUUUUCGAUGCUAGGAAGAAACUUUGUACCGACGAAGUACAAUCCCGCCCCUGGACCCGGGACGUAUAAUCCGCAGAACGUAACCAGUCACCUGGAACGCAGUCCAAAGCACGUGAUUGGCGUUAGACACUCGGAGUUUGUUAUGCCUACCAUAACACCGGCGGAUGUAGACUAACGAAUGACUUGGCUAGGAAUUUUUAUUGUUUUAAGUUUUUCAUGAACUUUCAACGUCCUCCGAUGGCAACGUGUCGUGCGUGCCCCAAGCUGGGUGCGUAGAAGUUGUUGCUGAAAACAACCUUCGAUAAAUGUUAUGUAACUACGCCAUAUUUUUAGAAAAUGCACAUCAACAGUAUGAACAUUUUGUUUUGUGCUUCUUCUAUCUCUAGUUGCUAGGUGACAAUGAAUUCCUAUAAGUGGCUAAUUGGCUUUUUUAAAGAACCUGUCUGGUGAUAUAAUAUUAUACCAUUCAGCUUUUGUGGUAUAGUUCGUCCACGUUGAUGGUAUGUUUAUACAUCUAUAUUUGCUCAAUAUGGUGCACUUGUCAUAGACUGAGAGAUGAACAUUCGACUGAGAGAUGAACAUUCGGGUACAUAUUGCUUAAGUAUCUUUUACAUGGUAACAUCAGAAUUAUUGUUAUCCUUUAAAGAGAUAUGCUCGUUCUUGUCAACAAUAUAAAUGAAAUUAGUGAUUUUAUAAUCAUGUUUAUAUACGCAUAUCAACUCUUUUUAUUAUAUAUCAUGCUACAUACGUCGACUUCGUUGAAUUAUGUAAUAAUGUUGAAUACUUUUUUUCUACAGAUUCAAGAAAAUAUAUAUAGUAGUUACAAGUUUAUUGAUUUUUUGACGCUGUUUUUAACUUACAAAAUAACUGUUUCAAGGUAAUUGUACGUUUAUAUGCCAUUAUUAACAAAACGUUGGCAUGUUUUAGUCGUGUUUUGUGAUAUUUUUAUUAAACGCAUGCAUUCAAUGUUAUACUUAGGUGUGUAGAAUAUUCCUUUAUUUAACUAAUUCUGUGAUAUCUCUUUUAAUAUAAUAGACAUUAUCAUGUCUUGAGUUUGUAUAAUGUGUGAUGUUGUCCUGAAUACCAUUUACGCAUGGGUCAUUCUCUGUGAAAAAGGGUUUUAAUGCAUGUGCGUAAAGUGUCAUCCCAGAUAAGCCUGUGCAGUCCGCAUAGGCUAAUCAGGGACGACACUUUCCGCCUUAACUUGAGUUUCGGUAAGAAGAGACUUUCUUGAAACGAGAAAUAUCACGAAAGCGGAAAGUGUCGUCUCUGAUUAGCCUGUGUGGACUGCACAGGCUAAUCUGGGAUGACACUUUACGCACAUGCAUUAAACCCUUUUUUCACAGAGCACGGCCCAAUUUUAUUAAAUUAAUACUUACGUUGACAUUUAUAUAUGUUUGCACAAUUCCUUUGUUCAUCUUUUGUCAGUAUUAAAAGUAUUCUCCAGUCUUUUUUAUUUGCGAGUGCCUAUGUUCAUUUUUAAUUAAUUGUAUUAGAAUAGUGUAACAUUUAAUUAGCCUGUAAUUAUGUUUGAUGUAAUGAAGGGAUAUACAGUAUUUAAUUGAAAAUGUAUUUAUAUAUACAGUAUUUAAUUGAGGAUGUAUUUAUUUCAAUGCUCGGUAUUUGAGGGUCAUUUAGAAUAAUCACAAACCAAUAAAAAUACGGAAAGAAAGAACUAAAUGUUAUUGAAAUAAUAACUCUGAACAAAACAAAUGAACCUGUUUAAAAUACUGUAAUCAAUAAUACACUGAUCUUUAUGCGUUUAUAUGAGUAAACGAAACAUAAACGUUACGUCGCAAUGUGUCUACAACACUGUAUCUGUAUAAUUAUGAGUACAAGGAUGUUUGUUUGAAAACAAAGCCGAUAACAAUCUUCUGUUUAAAGUCGCAUCGAAUCAAAUCUCAUACGUCAAUUUCAUUUGUUCACUAAAUAUAUAUAUAAAUACAUUCUUAUUUAAUUUUGUAAUGAAAAUCAGUUAAAAGCACUGAUAUAUCUAUUAAAACGUGUAUUGUUCAAUUUUCUUACAUGGCAACAUAAAUGGUCUCUGAUGUUUAUAGUAACUACAAGAUUCUCAUCAUAAUCAUUGGAUUUCGCGAAAGGAGUAAUUCACUAUAUUCAUCUUGCGUAUUCACUAUGUUCGAAAGUUUAUAUGAAUGUUGAGAAUACUUUAUAUAUAUUUAAAGGAAUAUGUUCGGAAUACUUUAGAAAAAUUGAACACAAUUCAGUUAAUUCAGUGUUUAUAUGUUGUAAACAUUUGUUGUGUUUUUGUUUUUAUAUAAAUAUAUAACAUAACUGUUCGAUAUUAAAGCCAUAUUUUACUUCUAAAAA